Messenger RNA from Parastagonospora nodorum SN15, 2271 nucleotides. RefSeq lists its product as hypothetical. The record is from RefSeq and is a predicted model, not a curated record. Bases 1 to 2271 code for a protein of 756 amino acids. The transcript has 4 exons. NCBI's taxonomy places the organism in Eukaryota, Fungi, Ascomycota, Dothideomycetes, Pleosporales, Phaeosphaeriaceae. Gene Ontology annotation, biological process: diterpenoid biosynthetic process. Gene Ontology annotation, molecular function: terpene synthase activity; magnesium ion binding.
AUGAACGCCACCGAAUGGGACGAUGAGUCAGAAGCAUACCUCCGCAUGGUUUUCGAGCGACAGUCGGAAGCCGGCCACAAGGGAGGAUUUCCUUCGGCGUACCCAAGCACCAUCUUCGAAACAUCAUGGGUUCGUGUCGCGAUGUCAAGUGUUUUGAACACUCUUCUCCAGUCUGGUUUUGACAAGGACGACUUUCUGCUGGCUGAUGUUCGAAGCUUGACGACGCUGCUCGAGACGGGUAUCAAGCAGGGCCAAGGCACUGUCGGGUGGGGUAUGCGUGAAACUUCGGAUCUAAAGCUCGGUGCACUGACGAUUUCCAGCCCCAAAUUGCCUUCCGGAUGCGGACGAUACUGCAAAGACUAUCUCAGCGCUGCAUCUCCUGGGCUGGGACCAGGCAGCGGAGCCGAUGAUUCAGUCUUUCGAGGCGGAUGCGUGCUUCAUAUUUUGAAAUGUGCAACGUUCAUCACAAAGACCUGGAGUGAAAAUAGUGGCCCCGACAAAUGGCAUACUUCCGCACGAUACUCAACGAUGCUCCAAGUGCAAGCAUUUGUGAGGUUCCUAAAGAAAUGGUCAGAGGAUGAAUUCGACGUGGAAGCCAUACCCAAAAAUCUUGUGUAUCAAGAUGUUCCACGAAUGCUGCUUGACAUUUUAGCGCAUACGAUGAAUUCUCAAAAAGAUGAUGGAUCGUGGGAAUCGAAGCGAGAGGUCACUGCUUAUGCAAUCCUCACUCUCACGCCUUUACUGAGUCUACCCUGGGUCGACUUCUUAAAGCCUGAGUGCACCGCAUGUAUAUUGCGCGGCAAAGCCUAUCUGGAGAACCAUCGCAAGGAGUGGCGAGAGGCUGAGCGUAUCUGGAUUGAAAAGACUGUCUACGGCUCCCCCAACCUAUCGCAAGCGUAUUGCUUGGCUGCAAUGAAGGUCGUCGUCCCUACUACGAUUAUCUCCGCAAAGAUAUGCGACAUGUUUCCUCUAGAGAUGACGAAGAAAAUGGGCAAGAUGGCGAGCUUCUUCGCUAAAGUCCCUCCGUUUCCUUCCGCACCCAACUGGAAACUGCAGUUGUCCUUGCUGCAAAGCGCAAGUUAUUCAGCAGCCCUGAAAGCUCAUCGGUACAGCAUCUUUCCGCCACUCAUGGAAGCCAGUGAUGAAAAAUACCAAAACUACAUCCCAUUCACUUGGAUCGGAUGCAAAGAUCACCUGUCCACGCCAAUUACUCCGAAAUGCUUGUGGGACAUGAUGUUGGUGUCCAUGUACAACUUCCAAGUCGACGCGUUCAUGGAAACGUCGGCCAGGGAUUGCUAUGCUGGCAGACUCAACGAUUUGAAGGGCUUAAUUUGCGGGUUAUUCAGUGAAGACUCUAUGGGAUACGAAAGCAUGACGAAGUAUGAGCACGCGACGACACCAAAGAAGAUGACGAAUGGCGUCAAGAAUGGCGUCGGGAAUGUCGGGCAAAGUGGUCGAGAAAAUGGUAUCGCGAAUUGCAAUGAUGAUUACGCGAUGGAAAGCAACGGCGAGAACGGCCAUACUAAUGGAUUAACUGAUCAGGAUGAACAUGUGAAGAAAGUCCUGACCAAGUUCGUCAAUUUUGCGCUGCAGCACCCAAAAGUCCUGGCAAGCCCUGCGCCAAUGCGUCAAUGGCUAGCUCACGAGCUUCAAACGUUCCUACUGGCCCACAUCACACAUAUGGAGGACUGCGACUCCCUUGCCUUCUCAGCCAGCUCCGGUGCCAAAGCCAUCACGUGGAGCAAACCACGGACAACCUUCUUCAAAUGGGUGCGGACAACAUCUGCCGACCACACCAGCUGUCCUUACUCAUUCGUCUUCUACCUUUGUCUCAUUGGAAAUGGUAGCAAUUGGCUGGAAAUGAGCAUACAAAAACGCUAUGCUCUCGAGGAUGCCUGUCGUCACCUGGCCGCCAUGUGCCGACAAUACAACGACCUAGGUUCAGUUUCACGAGACCAAAACGAGGGUAAUCUUAAUAGUGUCAAUUUCCCAGAGUUUUCCAGUGAAUACGGUGAUGUUUCGGCAGCAUCGAUCGACACUAAGAGGCAAGGUUUAUUGGCUGUGGCAGAGUACGAGAGCCGUUGUUUGGGCCGCGUGCUGGGAGAACUGGAAUUGAGCAUGGAUGCAAGGCUGAUGGAGAAAUUGAGACUGCUAAUUCAGGUAACUGAUCUAUAUGGGCAGAUAUAUGUGGUACGCGAUAUUGGGAUUAGGCGCGAGGAAGAAGGGCCGGACAGAGGUGUGAUGAAGGGCGUCGCACUGCAGUGGACAUAG